AUGAAUGGGCAAGGCAAUCAGCAGUGGCAGCAGUACAAUGGCUACCAAAGCAGUCAGCCCCAGAACUUCUUCGAUCAAUUACAGCAACAUGCUUCACACCCUCAACAACCGCUUUCCAACGGUCAUUCAUAUCAAGCACCACCAUAUCAGCAGCAAUAUCAGCAGCAACACCAGCAGCAGUAUCUACGACAACAAAUUGAAGUCGUAGUACCAUCACGGCCGCCUCAGUAUCAGAACCAUGUACAACAGCCUUCACAACCAAUGUAUCAACAAACCCAACAUAACCAGUCUUAUCCUCCUCAUCAAUUUCAGUAUGAGCAACAGUAUCAAGCUCCGCCGCAGUUUGAUGGCUCCGCCAAUGGUGCCGCGAUGACUCAGCGACCUCAGCCUUCAGCAGCUCAAAUGCCUCUCCAGCCUAUGCAAAAUGGCGUGCACAGUCAAACCGCAGCCAGAGCACGUGAGCCACCGAAAGUCGAAGAGCCGGCCGACCACAACUAUGGACAGAUACUACUUGUACUUGCAGAUGAAUACGCGGCAGCUGCUGAGAAAGUUGAGAAGGACUCGGAAGACUACUUCAAACUCAUCUCGUUCGCCCUAGGAUGUAUCGAAUCCGUCCUCAAGAACUAUCAGCUCCCGCCCCUGAAGACGGCUCAAGUAUCUUUUACUUACGCUCGAUUGCUGUACGAACAUACUGAGAACUACGAUGAAGCCGAAAAGGCAACUUCCAAAGCCAUCGAAAUUUGCGAGCAGAACAAUUACCUCGAUCUCAAAUACGCCCUGACCCUGCUGUCGGUCCGUCUACUUUAUGAAACGAAACCCAAGGCAGCUCUGAAGUUCUUGCUGGCCCAGAUCGAAGAGAUGGAAACGUACAAGCAUGUAGCCUGGCUGUACCUCUUCUACUUUGAAACAGCAAACCUGAACCUCCUCGAAGCAACUCGAGACUUUCAUCAUGCUAUCCACCAGCUGGAGAAGAUGGAGCAGCUCGCCGCUCGUCAUCACGACCGGGCUGUGGUCUCCUUCGCUGCUCUCAUGUCCGCCCUCGUCCAUCUGCAGACAGCACACACCGACGCUGUUUCUGCCGCUCAGCAAGCCAUCGCUAGAAGUCGAUCAGAACAGCUUGACCGGUCCAUGAAGUUGUUGCCACAGUUGCGGAUCGCUAUGGAAUUCGUGGAUGUGUGCUGCAGCAAGCGUACUUGCAGCCAGGCAGAAGUCAACAUGAAGCGGGACCAACUUAUCAAGGUUUGGGAGGAAGAUGGAGGUGAGGAUCAUCCUGCAUGGAAGACACCCGGCAGCCUCUACAUACCCAUUCACUCUUCGUCGUUGCGGGACGCGCCUCUCCAGAACGGCGGUUUGAUCGCCAAACACAACGGCGAAUACGUCUUACCCUUCUCAUGGCUCACAAAAGACAAUACCAACCAGAUCUGCUACCUGCUCUGCGCCGCCUGCCACGCCCCAGCAAACAGCAGCGAAAAGACCUUGAAGGCGGAGCAGUACUGUAAGACAGCCCUGCAGGAGCUGCGCGAGGGACAACACCCAAAGGUCUCUGCUGUCGACGGAGAAGUCCAGGAAUGUCGUAUCCUCAUUGAGCUCGCUUUCCUGCUCUGCAUGCGUUCAAAGUGGGAUCUCGCAGUCCAGCAAAACAACCUCGCCAAGCGCUUGAUCAUGAACCGCCGGCAUGCCUACCCCGACUCCAUGGCCGCCGCGACCGUGUACCUCAGUGGUUCCAUCGCCCAGGGAUUAGGUCAGCUAGACAAAGCCCUCAAAUCUUUCGAGCAUUCACUCCUCGACCCACAUCACCCGCAGCCCCGAUCUCGAAACCUCAGUCCUCCGCAACUUCAGCUCCUCUCCCUCAUCAACCGCCUCUUCAUCAUCGAUCAGCCCAACCACCCCCAACACCACAACAAGGCCUCAAUGGUCAACCUACUCAAUGCGUUCACGCAAUCAGCAACCGCCCCAAUCCAAGAUCGCAACGUCUCCACCGCCUGCCUCCUGGCCCACUCCCUCCUGACCAAAUCCGCCAUCUGGGUUGACAAAGAGCGCAUGGUCGCGGCCCUAGCCUCCGUUAAAGAAAUCCAGAACCAACAGCUCACCUCUCUGUUACUCGCAGGCAUCCAAGAAGCAUUCAUGAAGGGCGCGACGGAUAAGCACGCACUGGCGUGUUUCAAGGCAGCCUGGGGAAGCGUCUAUCGAUGGCGGGAUCAGACAUGGCUGCAUGUCAUGCACGGCGUCUCGGCGGAGAUGUUGGGGUUUCAGGGGAAGCUGGAUGAGCAGAGGGGGAAGGAGGGGUUGGCGAGGGCGAGUUGGGAAAAUUUGCCGGAUGGCAUCAAGCGCAGCGUGGACUGGGGCAGCGAGCCUGCGGCGAAGCCGAAGGUGUGA
This is a messenger RNA of Cyphellophora attinorum, 2376 nucleotides long. RefSeq lists its product as uncharacterized. Gene Ontology annotation, biological process: mitotic sister chromatid cohesion; maintenance of mitotic sister chromatid cohesion. The record is from RefSeq and is a predicted model, not a curated record. Gene Ontology annotation, molecular function: double-stranded DNA binding; protein binding. Gene Ontology annotation, cellular component: chromatin; SMC loading complex. NCBI's taxonomy places the organism in Eukaryota, Fungi, Ascomycota, Eurotiomycetes, Chaetothyriales, Cyphellophoraceae. The coding region runs from base 1 to 2376 and encodes 791 amino acids. The transcript has 2 exons.